Messenger RNA from Colletotrichum abscissum, 312 nucleotides. RefSeq lists its product as uncharacterized. Bases 1 to 312 code for a protein of 103 amino acids. The record is from RefSeq and is a predicted model, not a curated record. NCBI's taxonomy places the organism in Eukaryota, Fungi, Ascomycota, Sordariomycetes, Glomerellales, Glomerellaceae. The transcript has a single exon.
AUGGUGUCGGGAACCCGGCACUACGGGUCUGCUCUCGCCAAGCCCGCAGCUGCUUUGUGCUUUUCGCAGGAUCCUUCGCAAAAAGUCCCCUCCAGGGCUCUUCCGUCCCGUCUUGUCUUCCCACCCCAACGCCAUCCGUCCUGUGAUCUAUCUGGCCCCUCAUCCGCCGCCAUCAUGGGUCGCCUCCCGACCUCUCGGUUCCUGGGCGCAAGAAAGCACACUAGACGGCCCCGACUUCGGUCUCCUGCGCGCUGGUGGUGGUGUGUGUGUGCCUGUUAUUCCACUCUGAUCUCUGCAAGUAUGGACGAGUAG